UUCUUGGUGAUGCUAUUUAGAAUCCUCUUUUUUUUUUUUUUUAUCUCAUAGUUUUACAUUUUAUAUUCAUGCAUUUUCUCAACUUUUUAUUUUAUUGUGUUUAUUAUUUACCAUUGAAUCACACCAUUUUUUUUUAUUUUGUUUGGUUGACUUUAACUCUUUUAUUUUUUUUUUUCCUCGUUGUAUAUAUACACAUUUCAUCUAUCUCUUCUUUUUUUUACAUUUGUAACUCAAUAAAAUGAAC
This is a messenger RNA of Halteromyces radiatus, 244 nucleotides long. RefSeq lists its product as uncharacterized. The annotation marks the transcript as partial. Lineage: Eukaryota; Fungi; Mucoromycota; Mucoromycetes; Mucorales; Cunninghamellaceae. The record is from RefSeq and is a predicted model, not a curated record. The transcript has a single exon.